AUGCCUCUUGACAUCGAAGGCAAGACUGCCCUCGUCACGGGUGCUGGAUCAGGGAUAUGCCUGGCCUUUGCACAGCAAUUGCUGCAGAAACGCUGCAAUGUUGUGAUUGCCGAUUUGGUGUUGCAGCCGGACGCUGAAGAGACUAUUAACAAGCACUCAUCUGGAAAGCCAAGGGCGGUAUUCAUCAAAACAGACGUCACCGACUGGACGCAGCUCCAAACCGUCUUCGACAAGACGAUUGACGAGUUUGGAUCUCUCGACAUCGUCUGCCCCGGAGCCGGAAUCUUCGAACCGCCCUCCUCUACAUUCUGGAACUACCCUUCACCAGUCGACACAGCGGUAGCUUCAUCCUACAAGACUCUAGACAUCAACCUCCAAUCCCCAAUCCGCUGUACGCAACUCGCGAUCGAUGCCUUCGCCAGACAAGGCCACAAGCACGGCGUCGUCGUGCACAUAAGCUCCAGCGCAGCCCAAGUCGCCGCGUCACCGGUCCCCUUAUACGCCACGAUGGGCGUCAAGGUCGUGGCUGUUGCACCGGGGACGACGCAGACGCCUUUGUGGGAUGCUAGUGGGAGGCGGGGGUAUGUGGAUGAGGAGAAGGGGGAUGAGUAUAUGCAGCCUGGGGAGAUUGCGGGGUGGAUGAUUAGGAUGGUCACGGAGGAGGAAUAUGGAGGCGGGACUAUCUUGGAAAUUGCAAGGGAGAAGAGCAGAAGAGUCGAGUUGUUGAAUGAUCCUGGGCCUGAUAUGACGGCCAAAGGGCUGCGAAUGUCGAAUCUCGAUCUGGGGAUGAAGCAGAUGAUGGAGGGGAUUGAGAAGAGUUUUGGCAAGUAG
Messenger RNA from Zasmidium cellare ATCC 36951, 831 nucleotides. RefSeq lists its product as uncharacterized. Bases 1 to 831 code for a protein of 276 amino acids. Gene Ontology annotation, cellular component: cytoplasm. The transcript has 3 exons. The record is from RefSeq and is a predicted model, not a curated record. Gene Ontology annotation, molecular function: oxidoreductase activity, acting on the CH-OH group of donors, NAD or NADP as acceptor. Lineage: Eukaryota; Fungi; Ascomycota; Dothideomycetes; Mycosphaerellales; Mycosphaerellaceae.